AUGUAUCGUCAGGUUUUUUGUUAUGCCAACGCUGACAACAACAUGACAGUGCCGGCCAUGGAGGCCAUUAUCCUUCUAAACCUACUUGGUAGCAGUCAGCUCCAGCACUAUGACUCAAAGGUUGUGAAAAAGUUGAACCAGAGGCAUAGGGACGUCAGUCCAGAGACAUUUACCGAUAAAUCACCAGCGGGAGCUAGUCCAGCCGACAAUUCUCAGGGUUGGCUAACAACUUCUUUUGCCACUGACGGAGGUACCGGUUGGACCGGUACGAAGGAAGAAGAAACCGUCGGCAGGAACAGGUGUGACGCUGAUGAUGAGCUGGAGCUUGUGCCUCGGCUCAUCAAAACAAUACAGCUUCCGAAGCUUAAAGAAAUACCAAAGAUUAUGUAUAAACAUACUGAGAUUAGUAAUGAGCUGUUGAUCGAAGACUAUUCUGAUAAGGAAAUCGCAUUAGGCUACCUCGGGAAGAAGAUUCAUUUGGAACUUCAAGAAGAGGGUGAUGAAAAGAGCUUUCUCACCGCUUAA
Molecule: messenger RNA, 525 nt
Organism: Haemonchus placei
Lineage: Eukaryota; Metazoa; Nematoda; Chromadorea; Rhabditida; Trichostrongylidae
Source: the annotation of a GenBank genome assembly